AUGGCGCCAUCCGGGCAUUGGCGACAGUAUCAGUCCAGCAACAGUACCACUUCAGGUCGCAGCGAACACAGCGACCGUUCCUACGAAACAGCCCCAACAGAGUACAGCGGCCGGAGACCGUCUCUAGCUUACAGCGAAACAUGUCAUGGCCGCAUACAAGGACGCUAUCAGGAACAUGAUUACGCUACGCCUCAACACCAAGUCGAGCCCUACCAGCAAUUUCCUCCACGUUCAUCAGUCGACACAUAUGCGUCGACAUCAGAAGAGGAUCUCGCCGAUGAUUUCGAAGGCAUGCCAGAUUACGAUGUCCCCGUAUAUCGCCAUGAGCCGCUAGGCGGCGAUGCCAUUCCCACCACACCCCGCGACUUUGGAGAGCUCUUCCCCACCUCAAAACGCAUAUCAAUACGACAUGACGACUCGACGAUUGAUGGAAACAUGAACCUGAGGGUAGACACACAGGUCGAGGAUCGAUCCCACCGGAAACAGAGCUACACUCUCUUCCAUCUCCGCAUGCAGGACCUCCGCACUCGUCAAUUCUCGCUUCGUCGUUACUGCAGAGACUCUGGCCGUGAGGUUUGCCACUCAACACGCAAGUACCAAAAGCCUGCCACCGAGAUGCGGCCAGUGCUGCAGCGUGCCAGCACAGCCCUCGCUAGCCUUGUCAAAUCCGAACCCCGCCCCUCGACAUCAGCAGGCCUGAAGCGAGCAGACUCGGGAUAUGACUCAAUGCACCACAUUACUCGCCGCGACGACGAUGAUGAUGACGACGACGAUCUAGUUGAGUCACGUCCCAAAACCGUGGGCUACUCCAAAGGCCGGGCACUGAUUCCGACGAAUACCAUCAAGCUCGAGUUUUCCAACUACGCCCACAUUGAUGUAAAGAGACGUGGCGCCAAGUCGUACAAGAAAUAUGCGUUUGAAUACUGGGGCAAUGACUAUUCGUGGAAACGCAUCAUUAAGAAAGAAGGCCAGCAAGAAUCCAUUUCCUACUACUUGGUCCGCGACGACAACGACAAGGAGCCGCUCGCCCACAUCUGUCCUGUGCGCGUGACGCCCAGCGAAGCGCAUGAGGAGGCUGCGAGGGGUGGCUGGGUGCCCCCGUGCUAUAUGCGCAUCACCGACGAGCGGAUCCUGAGUUCCGACUCGGACAUAUCUGAUGUUGUGGUUGCAACGGGUCUAAUGGCACUUGUGGAUGACUGCAUCAAGCGACGUUUCCACUCGAAGCAGACUACGCACAUGCAUAUUCCGCUGCUGCGUAACUCAUCUUUCAAGAUGGCCAAUUUGGAGUACAUUGGCCCCAAGCGGUUAAUUGAUGAAGUCUUCAACCGAAAGCAGCACGACGGUAGCACAGCCAAGAGACCGACACCACCGGCGGCUGUGCGUCGUGUCGCGACGUGA
This is a messenger RNA of Bipolaris oryzae ATCC 44560, 1398 nucleotides long. RefSeq lists its product as uncharacterized. The coding region runs from base 1 to 1398 and encodes 465 amino acids. The transcript is spliced from 2 exons. The record is from RefSeq and is a predicted model, not a curated record. Lineage: Eukaryota; Fungi; Ascomycota; Dothideomycetes; Pleosporales; Pleosporaceae.